This is a messenger RNA of Triticum urartu, 1793 nucleotides long. RefSeq names its product mitochondrial metalloendopeptidase OMA1. Gene Ontology annotation, cellular component: membrane. The record is from RefSeq and is a predicted model, not a curated record. NCBI's taxonomy places the organism in Eukaryota, Viridiplantae, Streptophyta, Magnoliopsida, Poales, Poaceae. Gene Ontology annotation, molecular function: metalloendopeptidase activity.
UUGCCAUCUGGAGGCUUCCAGAAGGCAAAACCCCCAAAUCCUCCCCGGCUCUCCGCUGGACGAUCAAGCGAACUCCCGAAAAUCCCACACAAAAGAAGCGAAAAUUAAAACGACAUGAACCCCCUCAAGAACUCGCGCUCCGCCCUCUCCCGUCUCCUCCGCCACAACCCCGCCGCCGGCCGGCCGCAGCCCCCGGCCCCUCCCCCGCCGGUGCCGCGGGAAACGGCCGCUCGGCACUACCACGCCGCCCCGCGCCGCCCAGGGUUCAUUCAGUCCUUCAGCCGAGGGCUCCUCCGCCACGAGCCCGGCGCCCUCUUCCGGCCGCCGCCGGCGCGGGCGCAGGCGCCGCCUCCCCGGCACUACUUCACCUCCUCGCGCCGCCCGGAGAUCAUCCACUUCGCGCGCCGCCGCGGCGGGGCGCGGUGGUACCACGACAGGCGGAAGGUCGCCGCGGUGGUCCUCCUCGCCGGCGGCGGGACAAUCGUCGUCUACUUCGGCAACCUCGAGACCGUGCCCUACACCAACCGCACCCACUUCGUCCUCGUCUCGCCCCAGCUCGAGCGCCAGCUCGGCGAGUCCCAGUUCGCUGAUCUCAAGAAGGAGCUCGCCCCCAAGAUCCUGCCCCCGCUCCACCCCGACAGCGUCCGCGUCCGCCUCAUCGCCUCCGAGAUCGUCCGCGCGCUCCACCGCGGCCUCGCCGACCGCCGCAGCGACGACUUCGAUGACGCCUCCUACGGCGACAUCUCCACCGACAUCGCCGUCAAGGCCCGGGACAUGGAUGCCGAGGACGUGAUGCAUCGGGUCUCGCCUGGCAAGACCGCGGGCACGGCCGCUAGGGCUCAGCGAGACGACGAGCUUCUCGAUGACAGGUGGGUCGCCGAGAGCCGGAGACGGGGGAAGGCACGCGGAGCGCAGCCACAGACGAAGCACCUCAAUGAGCUCAAUUGGGAGGUCAUCGUCGUCAGAGAUAAGCUCAUCAAUGCAAUGUGCUUGCCUGGUGGUAAAAUUGUAGUCUUCACUGGAUUGCUCGACCAUUUCAAGACAGAUGCUGAGAUUGCGACAGUGCUUUCGCAUGAGAUUGGGCACGCUAUCGCGAGGCACUUGCCAGAGAUGAUCACCAAGGGCAUGUGGUUUACUAUCCUGCAGCUUAUCGUCCUACAGUUUAUUUACAUGCCAGACCUAAUUAAUGCAAUGUCGACAUUACUCCUCAGAUUGCCCUUCUCACGAAGGAUGGAGGUAGAGGCGGAUCACAUCGGGCUCAUGCUUCAAGCUUCUGCUGGUUUCGACCCACGCACAGCUCCCAAGGUCUACGAGAAGCUAGGACAAAUCGCGGGCAAUCAGUCAGUGCUGAAAAGCUACCUCUCCACCCAUCCUUCGAGUAAGAAGCGAUCGGAGCUCUUGUCUCGAGCCAAGGUAAUGGAGGAGGCGAUGCAACUAUACAGGGAAGCUUGCGCCGGCCACGGGACCGAAGGCUUCCUGUAGGUUGCAGCUUUGAACUCUCCUGCCUGUGGCUGUGUGGUAAGUCGCUCGGUGGCGGUGCCUGGCACGGAAACAUGUCCUUUGUUACCUGCACGGUGACGGCCAGUAAGAAGAGUGCAUUCUGUGUCUGAAGAUGUUCGUUCUGUGCGUUGUUACUGUCUGUUCUUGUCAGGCUGAAUCAGCCGCACUUUGGUAGCAGGAUGUGAUCGAGCUGCUUCAUUUGUGAUUAGGAGAGAACAGGGAAUAGGAGAAGAGUUUCUGUUAAUAAUUGUCUUCCAAGAGCAGCUUUUAUAGUCCCAUCUUCCUUGGGUUUA